Dipodomys spectabilis (banner-tailed kangaroo rat) is the source of this 2000-nucleotide messenger RNA. RefSeq names its product transmembrane protein 47 (gene Tmem47). The transcript has 3 exons. Gene Ontology annotation, biological process: cell-cell adhesion. Bases 246 to 791 code for a protein of 181 amino acids. The record is from RefSeq and is a predicted model, not a curated record. Gene Ontology annotation, cellular component: membrane; cell-cell junction. NCBI's taxonomy places the organism in Eukaryota, Metazoa, Chordata, Mammalia, Rodentia, Heteromyidae.
GCUGCGAAGGUCCUGGGUAGGAUCAGUGUCGCUGCUGCCGCCCGCGACCCCCAUCUGGCCAGUAGUCUCUCUGGCCGACUCACCUUGGCGGCUCGGCAGGAGGCUCUGAUCCCUAGAUCGGACACCAGUCCCGCGCUUAGCGGUUCGGCUGGUGGAGAGGUCGGGCUCCGGGCUCUCCGGUCCCGCCUGGCGACCUCGCCUGGGGUCCUCGCCUGGGUUGGGGCGGGCGGCAGCGGCGCCCCGGCAUGGCCUCGGCGGGCAGCGGCAUGGAGGAGGUGCGCGUGUCGGUGCUGACCCCGCUGAAGCUGGUCGGGCUGGUGUGCAUCUUCCUGGCGCUGUGUCUGGACCUGGGAGCCGUGCUGAGUCCGGCCUGGGUCACGGCCGACCACCAGUACUACCUGUCCUUGUGGGAGUCCUGCCGGAAGCCCGCCAGCUUGGACAUCUGGCACUGCGAGUCCACGCUCAGCAGCGACUGGCAGAUUGCUACUCUGGCUUUGCUCCUGGGUGGUGCUGCCAUCAUUCUCAUUGCAUUCCUGGUGGGUUUGAUUUCCAUCUGCGUGGGAUCUCGAAGGCGCUUCUACAGACCUGUUGCUGUUAUGCUCUUUGCAGCAGUUGUUUUACAGGUUUGCAGUCUGGUCCUUUACCCAAUCAAGUUCAUUGAAACUGUGAGCUUGAAAAUUUACCAUGAGUUCAACUGGGGUUAUGGUCUGGCCUGGGGUGCCACUAUAUUUUCAUUCGGGGGUGCCAUCCUUUAUUGCCUGAACCCUAAGAACUAUGAAGACUACUACUAAACCAAGUCUCAAGAUAACGAAAAAGAAAAUAACCACCCAACAAAAGAUUUAUGUCUUCAUCUUUUCUAACUCACUAUUUUCUAAAACACUUGUAGAGCAUCAAGCAGUUUACUCAGUUGAUUUAAUACCCUUUGCCUUUUGGCUAUCAACAUCAUAACCAGCUUUUACAUUCAUUUUAGGGACCUGCACAAAUUAAGAGAGCUGAUUAGACAUAGGCAAAUGCUGCAAACUUCCAUUAUGUUCAUGUCAUUUUUCUUGACAAGUGAAGGGUCUGUAUGACAGCAACCAUUGUGAGAAACUAGUUGGAAUGAAAAUUGACUGAAUCUUUUAUUGCCUGCAGGGUAGCAGCUGGCAUAAGCAACAUUCAGAUGUUCCUUUGCACUGACACAGAUUCUACUGUUCAGAGCCCUUAUCACCUGUUUAUUCACCCAGUGACUUCACUGGCUAUUGGUUAUUGCUCAAGUGAUCUCUUGAAAAGUGACCUGCUCUUUAGGCAUCUAAUGGGAGUUGUGAAUAUAACUGGUUAACAAUACAAAUUCCACCUUCAAGAAUACUCUUUAUAAUGGGAGGUUAUACUCUGACAAUCAACAUCUCCCUGGGAAGGAAUUCAAGACUUGGAGCCAUGUGUUUUUUACUAUGUGGUUAGAAAUCAUGCCUCCUUCUCAUCUAAAAUGGAAGAAAAUUAAGGAUCUCUGCUUUCCCUGAGGCAAUCAGAAAGAAAUAUGCAUGAGCUACUUUUGUGCCCUUUAAAUAAUUUACCAAACAUUGCAGCAAACAUUUGUGCAUAUGUAAGAAGCUUAAAUUUUUUUAAUAGGUGAACAUUAGUAUAAAUGGUAAUAAGCUGUUUCUUGGCCCUCCACAUAUAUUUACUAAUCACACAUAUAAUUCAUAUUUGCUCUAGUGAAGUGGUUUGAACACUAACCUUGUACACAUCAUCAAGAGGCUUAGAUUGGUAUUCACACUUACUUGCCAUACAAAAGUACAUAUACCUUAAAGCUUUUGCUCUAUGUUCUCUACUGUUUUCACUGGAAAGUGUUAAUAGAAUUGCCUAAGAAGAAAAACUGAAAUGAUAUUAAUCUGAAAAUUAAUGAUUCUUCUGUAAGCACUGUAGUUCAAAAGAGAAUUAGCAAUUAGGAUGAUCACUUUGUGUGAAAUUUAUUAAAAUACCAGGCUGCUGCUAUUUUUGCAAGUAUUUUAAAUGUCUUCAUU